GUAUAAUGUUCAACUCUUCAACUGCUAAAUAAAAAAAGUGAAAAACACGAUUUGAGCGGGAAACUGUCCUUUGUUUUUUUCUUUCUCACGCACACACAAAAAAAACUUCAUUUUAUUUCACAUUUCUCAUUCUUUCUUUCAAUAAUUUUUUUGCAUCUUCUAAUUGAAAGCGUUUAGUUACUGUCACGGAGCGACGAUGCAGGCCGUGGAAGAAGGUGGUGGCGGCGAGGAGCGAAACGCGCGUUUCGAGGAAAACGAUUUGGACUUGGAAAUUUCGAAGUUGCGCGGGCGAUGGGAACUCGCUUCUGUUCUCAAUUUUUUGGACGUGUUUGGUCCGAUACUUGGUAAAGAUUUGAAUCUUUCUGCUGAAGAUAUUGAGAUCGGGCUUGUUAAGCCUGACGCUUCGCUUGCUCGGCUUCACAUUCAACUUUUGAAGGGAAUACCACCUGUGAGUAAAACAUUGGAGGAUUCUGAUAAAUGGGUUACUGCACUCUGUAAGAAUCUGGCUACGUGGUGGCCAUGGGUUGCCGAGGGGGAGAUUCCACUUGUACCAUCUAAAGGGGUGGAGAUAUCCAAGUACAAGGAACUUGAUCCGUUAGAUCGUUUACUGCUGCUAAAAGCUCUUUGUGAAGUUAGAGCUCAGCAACAUGAUGCAGUGUCAUACAUCAAUGAUGCUUUAAAAGAAGGAACCCAAAUUUCAACUUUUCGCAAAGAUGCCGUAGGAAGAGAUGGAACUGGCACAUCUUACUGGUACGAUGCAACUUCAAAAGGUCAGAGUCACAGAUUGUACAGGGAAAUUAUCACAUCAGACUCAAUUCCAAAUGAUAAGGAUGAAGAAUGUUUAUCACUCCCCACCAUUCAAUGGGAAACACUUGCUUCCAAUCUUGAAGAUUUUUCAAAAGUAGCUGAAAAAUUUGCAAUCAGCAAGUCUGCUGUGGAAGUUGCUGUUAGCAUGAAGCUUCAAGAUGAUGCUAUUCCUGCUCUUGAAAAGCUUCGGAAGAAGAAAGAAAGAGCAAUAAAGCAAAAACAAAGGCAGGAUAUGCUGUUAAAAAAAGAUUUUCAGAACUCUCAUUAUUCUGGAAAUACACGCUCUUGUCGCACACGAAGGCCUAUUAGUUAUACAUUUGUUGAGAAUCAUGGUAGCAGCGAGGAGGAUGGUGUUGAUGGCGAGUUGGGCAACUUGGAAGCACCCUCAAGCCAUGCAGUUUCUUAUCCAAAAGGGGUUCGCUGCAGCAAGCGGUUAGCUGGAGUUCCUAGCCACACUAUUUUAGAAAGCAGAGGCUUAACUGCAAAGCAAAGAUUGAGGCAAAGACCCACCCGCAAUUCUGCUAUGGAAUCUAUCAAUGUAUCCGAUUCAGAGGACGAAGCACGUGAAGGGAAGAGAGAUUUGUCCGAGUCUACUUAGGCCUGGUAUUAACCUGUAUUUUGGCUAAAGCAUGCAAAGUGAGCAGUGGCAUAGAAUGUUUGUCUUCCAAAUUGGGGGAGACUUGAAGCCAUCCUUUUCCUAGGAUCAUCAUUAUACUUAAUUUUUUGCUUCUCCAAUAUUUGUCUUCAAAUCCAUGAACCCAUUUUUUGUCUCUUGGAUGAGAUCCUAGAAAUUUCUGAAAUAUUUGAGUAUAUAGUAUAUA
Molecule: messenger RNA, 1628 nt
Organism: Glycine soja
Lineage: Eukaryota; Viridiplantae; Streptophyta; Magnoliopsida; Fabales; Fabaceae
Product: DDT domain-containing protein DDR4-like
Exons: 10
Coding region: 197-1405 (402 amino acids)
Biological process (GO): regulation of DNA-templated transcription
Cellular component (GO): RSF complex
Source: RefSeq, a predicted model, not a curated record